Molecule: messenger RNA, 1814 nt
Organism: Nerophis lumbriciformis (worm pipefish)
Lineage: Eukaryota; Metazoa; Chordata; Actinopteri; Syngnathiformes; Syngnathidae
Product: zinc-binding protein A33-like
Molecular function (GO): protein binding; zinc ion binding
Source: RefSeq, a predicted model, not a curated record
UCCUGGUGUCCACAGCCAAGUUUAGCGAGGAGUGGAAGGCGUCAAAGUCGAGUCGGUUCUUGUCAACAGGACUAUGAGCGCACCGGAGGACAAUGGCGGAGGCCGGUGCUCUUGAAGAACUCCAAUCAGAACUCACCUGCCCGGUCUGCUUGGAGCUCUUCCGCGACCCGGUCAUCCUGGAGUGUGGUCACCACUUCUGCCAGGUGUGCAUCGUCCAGUGCUGGGAGGCCAAGGCGGACGAACUCGCUACUUGUCCCAAGUGCCGCAAGACUUGCGGGCGUAAACUUCGACCCAACUCGCUCCUGUGCAACGUGGUGGAUAGUGUUCGUCGAGCCCGGGCCAUGGACGCCGCCGCCGGGGUCGUGCUGCUGCCCGGCUACGAUGACCCGGAUGGUCUGCCCGAGGAGCUGGAAGAGCGGGAGCCCGGGUCGAGCAUGGGCAGUGUGGCUUCAUCCAUCGGCCUCUGGCCGCGGCUUUAUGGGCCGGACGUGUGCGAGGAGCAUGAGGAGAAACUGAAGCUUUACUGCGAGGACGACCAGCUGCCCAUCUGUCUGGUCUGCGGCAUGUCGAGGGACCACAAGACGCAUAAUGUCAUCCCAAUCAACGAGGCCUUUGAGAACUACAAGGAUAAGCUGUCUGUGGCUCUGGAGAUAGUUCAGCUCCAGUCAGAGGAUGUCUCACUUUUCCAAAAACAAACCAAUGAGAAAAUCCUUCUCAUAAAGGAGCGAGCUGGUGAUUUAGAUGAGCAGAUCACUGCGGAGUUUCGUCGUCUUAGAGAGUUCCUCCAGGAGGAGGAGGAGCGUGUUAAGGAGAAAGUGCAGAAGCAAAAAGAGGAGAAAGUGACCCAGCUGGAGGAGGCGCUCACAGAGGCCACGCAGCAAAGCAGUCGGCUGGAGAGCACGGCGGAGCAGCUCCAACUCAAACUGUUGGAGGAAGAGAACCCUGAGCAACUGAAGGGGAUUAAAGACUUCAUUGGAGGGGCUGAGAGUUUGUUUGAGCGCCCCCCAGAGGUGAGUGAGGAUCUGCAGUCAGGAGAGUUUCUCGGACCUCUGCAGUACAGGACCUGGAGGAAGAUGAGCAAGGUUUUUCAGCCAGCUGUGACAGCAGUGGUCCUGGACCCGGACACGGCCUACCCCUGCCUUUGGGUUUCCUCGUGUCGCACCAGCGUCCAGGUGGGCAAACUCCAGCCCAACCUGCCCAACAACCCGGAGCGCUUCACUCGCUACAACAUCGUCCUGGGCACCGAGGCCUUCUCGGCGGGCCGACACUACUGGGAGGUGGAGGUGGGCUCCAAGACGGCGUGGGGUCUCGGCGUGGCUCAAGCCUCCGUCAACAGGAAGGAGGAGGUCAACCUCUGCCCCGAGGACGGUUUCUGGACUGUGGUGCUGAGGGACAACGGAGACGGCACGUGCGAGUACGAAGCCUGCAUGGACUCGGAGGAGGACGGCUUGUUGUAUCCCACCAAGCCUCCUCGGCGGGUGGGGGUCUUUUUGGACUACGGCCGCGGAGAGGUGGGAUUUUAUGACGCCGGAGACAUGAGCCACCUGUUUACCUUUUACGAUGCCAAAUUCAAAGAGCCAGUUUUCCCUUACUUCAACCCCUGGCCUAUUAUGAACGGAUACAACCGGGAGCCGCUCACCAUCGUGACGCCGCACUGGCAUUAGGUCAGGAGUGGGCAAUUAAUUUUUACCGGAGGCCGCAUGAGCGACCCGAGCACUGCUGGAGGGCCACAUCGACAAUAUUUCAAUUAAAUUUUGCUCAAUAUUAUUUUUGAUAUACCGUAAGAUUAAUAAUAAUAAUUUCAUUUAACCUAA